CCGUGCUGUCCGGGGAAGGCGGCAGGUGAGGCGGCGGCAGGGAAAGGCCACCGUCAUCUGUUUCAGCAGUGGAGUGUCUUGACCCUCGCGAAGAAUCCCUGUUCCAGGGGAUUCUGGUGUGCAGCACCAGACCGUUGACACGAGACCUGCACUCGUCCAUCUGGAGAUGCUUCCUAGUGACCAGUCAGGAGGCGUCGGGUACACGGACCCUGUUCAGUGAGGCAGAAGAUACUAAGAACGUCCAGCAGCUCUCAGAGCCAUGGAUAUCUUCCAGCGGCAUGAGGCAGAGUUUGAGAAUCCUGGCAAUAGUGAAACUCAAAGCACAGAAGAGAGCACGUUAACCUCUGCCUGUCCCGAUGGCAGGAGGGAAAAGAACCAUGUCCGUUGCCUCCUCAGCAUCAGUGCCCUUACACUCGAAGAAGAUAAGAAGGCCAAAGAGUUUGCGAUCGGCACGGGAUGGGAAGAAGCAGUCCGGGGCUGGGGCAGGAUUGCUCCAAACGCCUGCAUCUGGCCCAGGAAGAAGCUUAAGAAGGUGAAGGUGGGAGAAAGUUCCAGCAGCUGCUUAAUCUGCCUCAGCCUCUCCCCCGGGGGUGUCGAGGCCAAAGCGCAGUUGUCAGGGAAGCAGGAGUUGGGGGCUCGCGCUGAAACUGGCCCCGAGAAGGCGCACGGCAGCCCCUCCCAGUCUCCGGGACGCCCACCAACCCCCGGCGCUGCCUCCAGGGAGGUCAGCAAGAUGUGCUUACCCACCUGUAGUCAGGGAGAGAAAAAGUCUCUGCAAAUAAAAGAGUUUAUUUGGUGCCUCGAGGACUGGGCCGCCCCAGAGGCUGCCCGGGCCAAGGACUCCAAGUGUCCCCGCGGCGCCGACAGAGCUGCGGCCGUGGCCGAGCCCUUGGCGUCCAAGGCGCUCGUGGUGCUGCCCCCUCUGAAGGCGGCGUCCCCCAAAGGCCUGGGUGUCCUGGGCAGAAAGAGUGCGGGCCUCUGCUGCCAGCCGGAGGAGAAGGUGCCGGCUGCGGGCAAGGAGGAGUGCGUGACGUGCACGUUUGGGUUGAAAACGGGGGGCAGGAAAGGCGAGAAGCACCCCCUUGAGCUGGCCAUGCACCUAAAGGUCAAAGACCUGCUGCCCUUCCCGCCCCCCGGCCCCCGGCCGCCCCUGCUGGCCUGCUCGGAGCCGUGCUGCCUGCACUGGUCCUUCCUGCCAGAGAAAGCCCCCGCGUGCCCUCCCCAGCCCAAGAACCUCCGCUACCUCGCCACCUUGCGGCUUCUGAAGAACCAGGGCAUGCAGAGCCACAGAGCCAAGUUGAAAGCCAAGGAGUGCAGACAGCUGUCAGCGGCCCCGAAGCGGGCGCACCCCGAGGGCCAGCUGGAGGACAGGGCCCAGAGCCUGGAGGCCGGACUCUUCCCAAGGCCUCUCUUGCCGUCUCUCACCGUGAGCAGAGUCGUUAUUCCCGUCUCCACUCACAGGUUCCUCUGAGCUGCGACCGUCCAACGCCCGGGGAACCGGCACCACUGGAAAUUCCUUCGUCCGCCCGCUCGGGCCCCGCAUCGCCUCCCCUCUGCCCCUUCCCCUCCCGCCCUUGCCCUGUUUUUUGUAGAAGAAUCAGAGCAACUUAAACUUCACCGUUUGGAUCUUGCCUUGGUCUAGAACCCUUCGUGUGGUCCUGUGUUGCCGGUUGCUGCCGCGUAACCAACGAGCCACACGCAGACGGCUUCUGCGACUCGCCUCUCCGGCCCGCCGGGAGUCCCGGGGCAUCUCCGAGUCAGCCCUGGGCUGUUCUGCCUCCCCCGGUGCCUUCGGCGGAGCACCCUGGGCUUGUCCAGCUGAUGUCUUGAUGAGUCCUGUGAAGUAUGUUGGUUCAUUUUUCCUUCCACAAAUACCCGAAACAGUGUUUUCACGCUAGCCUCUGUGCAAAUAGAUCUUUCUGCAUCCGCGGUGGAAUAUCUUCGUCUCCACAGAUACCUCCAUUCCGCCCCGUGUUGAAGGCUGCCUGUAGCCUGCCCUUCCGUCAGUGCAGUCUGCAGGAGACCAGCGCCUCCCUUCUGUAAACGGAUGUCUUCUCUCUCUUGCAUCCUCAGUGUCCACAGUGACACUUCUGCCGUGUGUCUCUGCAGCGAGCGGACGGCGCCCGGUGUUGCCUGUCCCAGGCUCUGCGUGCUUAUGUUAUGUGCACGGUUACACUGUGCCCGAGCUUGCAUAUGCUGAAGUGGAGCCUCGUGAGGUGCUCCGGGUCGGGACAUUGCUGCUCCAACUCUGCAUAGCCUGUCAGGAAACAAGUUAAGAAUAAUCACUCCGGGGGGCCAGAGUGAUAGCAUAGCGGGUAGUGUGUUUGCCUUGCACGUGGCCGACCUGGGUUCAAUCCCUGGCAUCCCAUAUGGUCCCCCGAGCACCGCCAGGAGUAAUUCCUGAGUGCAGAGCCAGGCGGAAACCCUGAGCAACGCUGGGAGUGACCAAAAAAGAAAAAAAAAACCCAACUAAAACUGAAAAAGAGUAAUUAAUUACUGGGCUGGAAAGAUAGCCCAGCAGGCAGGGCUCCUGCCUGGCACGCGGCUGACCCCGUGUUCCAUCCCUGGCCGCCCAUAUGGCCCCUUGAGCGUUUCAGGAGUGACCCCGAGUGCAGAGCCAGGAGGAAGCCCUGAGCGCAGCUGGGUGUGGCCCCCAGACCAGCCCCCCCAAAGAAUGAUGAAUUACCUAACGAAGUGCCUGUGGCUGCGUGGCCUCGUGCCGCUUGCUCCAGCCUGACCUUGGCCCAGCUGCCCAGACGGACGCAGGGAAUCAGGUCCCUCCGCCCUUCCGGCCCCUGGGCCCACCAGCCAAAGUUAUACAUCAACUAACAUUUGUAAAUGAAGCAUUUUGGAGGGUGUGUGUGGUUUGGUCUACACCCUGCAUGCUUGGGGGUUACUCCUGUGACUCUGCUCUCGGGAAUUACUUCUGGCGCCAGGGGACCACAUGGGAGCCGGGGACCCAACGUCAAGGCCAAACCGUACCCACUGUACUACUGCUCCGACCCCAGUAAUGUUUUAAAUCCAAGUGACAAUGCAGUGGAAGUGCUGAGAAGCCUCUUUGUAAUAGCAAUUUAGCUAGUCUUACCCCUCCCCGCCUGCCUUUUGCAUUUUUGGACCAUACCCCACAGUGCUCAGGGUUGAUUCCUGGCUCUUUACUCGGGGAUCACUCUGGCCAGGUCAGGGGACCAUAAUUGGGUACUGGGGGUUGAACCUGACCCAGCUCAGCUGCGUGCAAGGUGAUCUCCCAUCCCUCUGUACUAUAGCCCACCCCGUAGCUACUCUUUAGCUCCGUAGUUUGCCUUACUUGUAGUAGGUUGUACUUGAACUUUGGUUCUUAAAUAAAGGGUAGACAGAAUGACUAUGUAAACAUCUGUUUUCCAUCGGUUUGUUUAAUGUAAGUUUAGGGGUUUGUUUUUACAAAACAUCCGACAUGUAAGAAUGUAGUACAACAGUCAUUCAAAGGUGUAUUUGCCUCCCGAGGUUGGGUGCUCUUUUUUUUUUUUGGCAUCACCUUCAGUGAUGCUCAGGGGUUAUUCCCGGCUCUGCGUUCAGGAGUUACUCCUGGCGGUGCUCAGGGGACCAGAUGGGAUGCUGGGGAUCAAACCUGGGUUGGCUACUGGCAACUCCAACGCCCUCCCCGCCGCACUAUCGCUCCAGCCCUGGCUGGGUACUUCUUUAUUGUCUAGAAACAAAUUCUAAGUUUGUCCUAAAAACCUUUGCUGAAUGAAGAAACCACCUGAUUGCCCGUGUCUAGAGGGGGGUGCGUGGGGGACCCUCUAACUUUGAGGAACUGCGGCUGGGCCUGCUAAGUCUGGGCUUAGCUGGGGCCGAGAGUGGACUCGAGGGCUGGAGCUCUGCGUGGAGACCGGGACAG
Sorex araneus (European shrew) is the source of this 3874-nucleotide messenger RNA. It is a transcript of the gene C8H16orf46, whose product is annotated as chromosome 8 C16orf46 homolog. The coding region runs from base 260 to 1471 and encodes 403 amino acids. NCBI's taxonomy places the organism in Eukaryota, Metazoa, Chordata, Mammalia, Eulipotyphla, Soricidae. The record is from RefSeq and is a predicted model, not a curated record. The transcript is spliced from 4 exons.